Molecule: messenger RNA, 2034 nt
Organism: Aegilops tauschii subsp. strangulata
Lineage: Eukaryota; Viridiplantae; Streptophyta; Magnoliopsida; Poales; Poaceae
Source: RefSeq, a predicted model, not a curated record
AUGGAACUCCCUGUAAAGGGCAGAACAUACACCUGGAGCAACAUGCAGGAUGAUCCUUUGCUUGAACAGCUGGAUUGGUUUUUCUCAUCCACCUGCUGGACCACCUCCUUUCCAAAUACGAUGAUCCUGCCGUUGGGGAAACCGGUUUCUGAUCAUAUCCCAUGUGUGGUAGCAAUUGAAUCUAAAAUCCCCAAGUCCAAGCUUUUUCGCUUUGAGAAUUUCUGGGUCAACCACGAGGGUUUCUCUAAUGUGGUUGUUGCCUCCUGGUCCAAGCCUUGUCAUGCUCAGAAUUCUGCUGCUAUCAUUUGUAAAAAACUUAAAACACUGAGAUAUGAUCUCAAGAGAUGGAGUACAGGUAUCUCGAAGCUGAAAAAUAUGAUACAGAACAGCAAUGAGACGUUGCUCAAGUAUCAGAAUGAGUAUUGGAGGAAAAGAUGUACGAUCAGGUUUUUCAGAAUCAUCCGCAGGAUUGAGGGGCUGGACCAAUUGUCGGCACCUUUCACCAAUGAGGAGAUUGACGCUGUUAUUAAGGAAAUGCCCAAUGACAGGGCUCCUGGCCCUGAUGGCUUUAAUGGAUGUUUUCUUAAGAGUUGCUGGCAGAUCAUCAAAACAGACUUCUACAAAAUGUGCCAUGAUUUCCAAGCUGGGGGGCUUGAUAUCACCAGCAUUAGUGAGGGCUACAUCACUCUAAUCCCUAAGAUCUCUUCUCCAGAAACUGCGAAUGAUUACAAACCAAUCACUUUACUGAACUGCUGUCUUGAAAUCAUCACAAAAAUCCUAGCUAAUCGGCUACAGGAAGUCAUUCUUAAAAUCAUCCACAAGAACCAGUACGGCUUCAUUAAGGGGAGGACGAUCCAAGAUUGCUUGGCGUGGACCUUUGAAUAUAUCCAUCAAUGUCAUGCCUCGGAGCGGGAGAUAAUCCUCCUCAAGCUUGACUUCGCCAAUGCGUUUGACAUGAUUGAACAUGCUCCCAUGCUUGAGAUCAUGAAGCAUAUGGGUUUUGAUGAUAAGUGGCUAGACCUCCUUCAAGCUGCGAUUAAUGAUGCGUUUGCCAGCGGCCUUAUUGAUCUUCCUCUCCCUCAGGACAGUGCUGGAGAUUUCCCGGUCGUGCAAUAUGCUGACGACACGAUAUUGGUUAUGCAGGCGUGUGCUGACCAAGCUGCCCGUAUGAAAUCUAUUCUGGAAGACUAUGCUGCAUCGCGUGCUAGUGAGUUGGCGGGGGUGUUUGGAUGCUCUGUUGGAUCCCUACCCUUCACCUACCUUGGUCUCCUGAUGGGGACGACGAGGCCCAACGUGAUGGAUCUUAUGCCGACGGUGCACACAGUUGAGAGGAAGACAUCCACAGCACUUUCUCUGAUGUCGUCAGGAGCAAAACUGACCUUGGCAAAAAAUUCUGAUGAUGGUGUUAAAAACAACUCCCUUGCGGCCUGGGAACUUGUCUGCCGUCCAAAGCGGUGUGGUGGCCUUGGUGUAAUUGAUAUCAAGACACAGAAUGUAGCCCUGCUCUUAAAGCAUUUGUUCAAAUUCUGUAACCAUGAGGAUGUCCCCUGGGUGGAGCUGAUUUGGAGCGCGUAUUACAGAAACAAAAUCCCUCAUGCAACUGACGUCGUUGGUUCUUUCUGGUGGAAAGAUGUAAUGCAGCUCAUUGGGGUCUUUCGUGGGAUCACCAGGGUCAUCCCAGGCGAUGGUUCUAGCUCUCUGUUCUGGAAAGAUGUCUGGCUUGAAGGCGACGAUGAUGCUCCAAUCAUGGAAGUGUACCCGCGGGCUUUCUCCUUCUGCCUGAAUGAGGAUGACUCCGUUGCUAGGGUUCUCACUGCCACUGAUCCGGCCACGAUCUUUAGCUUACCCCUCUCGACCCAGGCAAGGGAGGAGUCAAAUGGAAGAUAUUUUAUAACAAUAGAGGACGCAAACGAGUAUGAGAGAAUAGGGGAGGCUGCUCAUCUUCAGGAGGCAGCUCGCCAAGCAGUAGCUGCCGCAUCUCAGUACAACCCCGACUUCAACUUUGGAUAUCCACCAGGCCACCCGUGGGCAUAG